This is a messenger RNA of Fraxinus pennsylvanica, 525 nucleotides long. NCBI's taxonomy places the organism in Eukaryota, Viridiplantae, Streptophyta, Magnoliopsida, Lamiales, Oleaceae. The record is from the annotation of a GenBank genome assembly.
AUGAACAGUGUAAGUUUUGGGGGAAUUCAUUUUUCUUUAGCUUCAUUCUGUGUCGACAUUCAGCUCCUCCAUCUUUCUUCUUUUACUGCCCAGAGGUAUUCAUUCUCUGGAAAAAAUGGGGAUUUACGUGUUGGGAUUCGGAGGGCAAAGAGGGGUAUUGGAGGUGGACCUGAGGUGUCUUCUGGAGGGAACUCUGGAGAUUCAAACUCUGCCUCUUCUAUGUAUAGGGGAUUUUCUGGUUUUCUGAGUGAAAACGGGAAUUUGACUAUGGGAAAUGUUACGAAAGGGAACGGAAACUGCAGUUUAGGUUUGAGGGAAAUGGGGAACUUUGUCAGUCAACUUUCGGUUCCAUCACUUCUUAGCAACACCCUCAAUCUCAGCAGCCCCUCGUGUUUUUUACAACACAAUAUUUCUACUGGCAUACAGGGAGCUAGGCAGGCUCAAUUCCGAUUAUCUUCACUAGAUCUCCACUUCAAAAAUCUGCAGGCGGGACUGCACUUGUUUGAGUCGAAAAAAGAAGCUUGA